This is a messenger RNA of Paramecium octaurelia, 888 nucleotides long. The record is from the annotation of a GenBank genome assembly. NCBI's taxonomy places the organism in Eukaryota, Ciliophora, Oligohymenophorea, Peniculida, Parameciidae.
AUGAAAGUUAAUUUUGAAUUGAAUCCUAAUAAUUGUGUGACUUUUUAUGAGAGACAAUAAUAAAAAAAUUUAACAGAUUAUUGUAUUUCAGAGGAUCAAGCAAACAUCUUUGCUAUUUAUUAUCCUAGGAUUAUUAUAGGAUGGAGAACGAAAGAUCUUGUUAAAUUUUACAAUAAGAUAUCUGUAUUGAAUGAAUUAUCUAUUAUCAGCACAAAAAAUAAUUAUAUUUGCGUAGCUAGUUAUAAGUCAUCUACUGUGGUUGUCAUGAAUACAUAACAAGAAAAAGAAGUGAUUAGUUUAAGGCAUAAAAACUCCAAAAUAAAAUACAUCACCUUUAGUCAGGAUUCUUAAUAUUUAUUUACCAUAAAUUCAGAGAGAACUUUAGCAAUUUGGGAUUUCAAAAGUGAAGAGCUAUUAACUUCAAUAAACUUAGAAUAAGAUUUUAGAUAUUUUUUAAUCAAUCAACUUUCUCUGGAAACUAUUAUUAGAUUGUUUACUAGAGGAUAGAGAAUUAGUAAAAGGCUGAAUUAAGAUUAGAAAAAGGAUUAAUAAAAACAAAGUUCAUAGAUUUGUAUAUGUGAUCAUUUAUUUAUGGAAAUUGAAAAAAAUGCAUCGAUUAAUUUAAUUUCUUAACAUACAUAGAAGAUAAUUAGGAAAAAGAGAGAUCUGAUGGGACUUUCUAGUGUAAAUUUUAUAAACAAUAAUAAAUUAUUCUAUAUUAUAUUUGAAAAUGGUAAUAUACUUGUAUUUCAAACAUCCACCAUGAGGAUAAUGGGUACGGUAACAAAUAUUUAUAAUUAUUCUGAUAUAAUAGUAAAUGGGUUUAAAAAUAAAAUAGCAAUUUUAGGAAAUAGUUUAUUUGGAUUAAAACUGUGGAUAAUACAAUGA